AUGAAGUUGGCUGAAACUGAUGAGAGCCUGGAUGCCUUUCAUGAGUAUUUGAACUUUGAGAAGGAAAAGGAUGAUCCGGCAAGAAUACAAUCAUUCUAUGACCGCAUGUUAGACAAACACCUCGAUGAUGAAAACAUAUGGUUCGAUUAUGGGCAGUGGUGUGAAACAAAGUUGAAAAUCCACUCAAUCACUUGUCGUGUCUACAAGCGAGCAGUACGUCAUUGUCCGUACAGCUGCGCGCUUUGGCAGCAAACUCUUCUUGCCCUCGAGCGCUCCGGCUCACCUGUAGAAGAAAUCGAUGGUAUGUGGAUUAGUGCUCAGGAGACAAUCAGCACGCUAGAGGAUGGAAGAGCUCUAUACAGAACAUACCUCUACAUGUUGCGUCGCCGUGCCGAUGCCACUGAUAAAGAUUUUCAGAAAAUGACGCUCGUCUUUGAAGAUGGUGCUAAGGCGCUGUUUCCUAGUGAAGGAGUUCUAGGAUUUGUAAGAUGA
Messenger RNA from Cylicocyclus nassatus, 492 nucleotides. NCBI's taxonomy places the organism in Eukaryota, Metazoa, Nematoda, Chromadorea, Rhabditida, Strongylidae. The record is from the annotation of a GenBank genome assembly.